GAGCCUGUUUUACCAGUCCGACUCUACCGUAGAAGCGGUGACGUCGUGUUUCCCGCGCAUUUUCCAUAGAGAAAAUAAAUGAAAAACUUUUUAAAUUUCGAUUUUCAAGUUUGGAAUUCCAUGUGUUUCGUGCCAGUUGUAGUAAAAUAGUUUUUCUUGUGUAAAAAGGAUUGAAAUAUAGAUAUGAUCUGGCUGGCGCUAACCCUGGUGAUGCUGGCCCCGGCGUGGGGGGAGGACACAUGUCUCUCCGUCGACGACGACCCCUACGUGCUGUUCGCCAGCAAGACAGCAUAUACCUUCGCCAACAGGGGCAUCCCUAUUAACAAGGCCCAUGAGAUACCUGGCUGCCAGCCACUCGCCAUCUACCUGCUGCAGCGCCACGGCUCCAACACUCCCGAGGUGGGAGAAGUAGGAGACCUGAAGAAACUCGGCAACCUCAAAGACAACGUCGUCAAUAAUUACAGAAAUGGAAAUUUCCGGAAUACCGAGAUGCGCAUGUGCGCGUCCGACGUGAACCUACUCAACGAGUGGUCUUGGAGUCCCAACAGCAGCUUUGCUGGUGACCUGACCAGCGACGGCUACGUGUCCACACAGCAGCUGGCUCAGGCCUGGAAGAAGAGGUUCCCAGGACUCUUCACGGACAACAGACAUGAUUACAAGUUCAGACACGGAAACGACCAGCGCAUGACGACAACCUUCAACGCGUUCAUCGCCGGCCUCUUCAGGGAUGUGCACAACAACGUGGACAUCGUGAAGGAAACUGACGAUAAACUUGUCAAUCCUCACAAGUCGUGUUCAUCAUGGUUGACGCGAGUUGGAGACAACAAUGAGACCCUCACGCAGCAGCACACCUUCGAGUCCAAACAGGAAUUCAAAGAGAUGAUAUCCAACAUCUCUAAGCGCAUGGGGUUCAACUAUGACGUGGAGAUGGAGACAGUUCGCAGCGUGUACGACAUGUGCCGGUACAACAAGGCCUGGGAUGUGGCCAAAGUGUCGCCGUGGUGCGCUGUAUUCAGCAAAGAGGACCUCAAACGUCUGGAAUACUCUGAAGAUCUAGCUACAUACUACAAGUACGGUUACGGUACGCCUCUCAACCGGGACAUCGGCUGCUCAGGGAUCAAGGACAUGAUGGACUUCUUCAGGAUGCACGCUGAUCAUGACACACCACAACAGCCGCGCACGCUAGUACAACUAACAGAGGCGGAUUCACUUCUUCUAUGGCUGGGGGCGGCUGGGGCGCGGCGGGACUCUGCCCCACUGACCGGUGACAACUAUCACGGGGCGGCGCAGUCGAGGCGCUGGUCCACCUCCACCAUGGUGCCAUAUAACGCUAACUUGGCGGCUGUGUUGUACAAAUGCACACCAAACAGCAAUUUUCAAAUCAGAGAACAGUUCCAAGUUUUGUUCCUUGAGAACGAACUGCCUUUAUAUUUGGAGGGCUGCAGGGUCGGCCUUUGCGAUUGGUCCUUCGUCAAGAAUCGUCUAGGUCUCAUAGCAGAUAACUGCAACCUAAACUUCUGCAAUUCGGCCAGCAGAACUAACAGUAUUCUUGUAUUAUACCUAGGUUUAUUUACAUUAUUUAAAUUAAUAUUGUAAGAAUUGUUGAACCAAAAAUCUGUAUUAUAUAUAGAAUAAGUGUUGCACGAUCUAUUAACAGAUUUCAAAUAUUUUGUUUAAGUAUACACCAGUCCAAACAAGGUGGAAUUUUGGAAAAGCCUAAAAUUACUUCUCUUUCACUCACGAAAAUAUUGUUAAUAAGUUAGCAGCAAAUUCAUGCUUAAAGGAGUGAGCACACUGAGACGGGCCGUGCCGGG
Molecule: messenger RNA, 1814 nt
Organism: Aricia agestis (brown argus)
Lineage: Eukaryota; Metazoa; Arthropoda; Insecta; Lepidoptera; Lycaenidae
Product: multiple inositol polyphosphate phosphatase 1-like
Exons: 10
Coding region: 184-1596 (470 amino acids)
Molecular function (GO): inositol phosphate phosphatase activity; acid phosphatase activity
Source: RefSeq, a predicted model, not a curated record